Messenger RNA from Caenorhabditis remanei, 1950 nucleotides. RefSeq lists its product as uncharacterized. The transcript is spliced from 8 exons. NCBI's taxonomy places the organism in Eukaryota, Metazoa, Nematoda, Chromadorea, Rhabditida, Rhabditidae. Bases 1 to 1950 code for a protein of 649 amino acids. The record is from RefSeq and is a predicted model, not a curated record.
AUGAAAACGAAAACACUUCUAUUACUGUUCCUGAAUAUUCAUCUGAUCAAACCACAAGCGGAUCUUCAAUGUCUCCGCUGGUUCCCGGAACCAGUCAGUUAUAAAUUAGAAGUUUCGAAUCUGAAAUUGGGCGAAGACUUCUUUAUGAUCGAUGAUUUUUUGAUGAAUCGAGAUGAGAAUUCGACGAGUAAAGUUGUUGAAGAUUAUGUGAUUGGGAAAUUGAAUGAAGGAAAGUCAGGAGGAUAUUCUGAUAUUUUUUCGAUUGUUUUUAAGCAAUUGCCUUCUGUUCGCCAGUUGAUCAUUUCAAUGUUCUGUCUCAUCGUCUCAGUUGUCAUUUUCUUCAUUGUCUGGAUGAUGGACGUCUCAGAAUUCUUUGAAUUCAUCGGAAUCCGUUUCAAAUUCACCGAACAUCGUUCCGGAUUGACCAUAAUUCCAAUAUUCUGUUGCAUUGGUUUAUUGGUUCUCCACUCGAAUAUAAGGGACUCAUUUGCAGCAACAACUAAAGGAAUUGUGGAUUUAUAUAACACAAAUGAUGGAGAAUUCGCUCCUCUCGAAGCGCGGAUCGCAAGGAAAAUGGAGAUGGUUCCAUGUCUAUUCAAGAAAGAUUUUGCCAAGGGUUUGAUAUCACAUCGAUUGGUGGAUCGAUACACUGAUAACAUGAACAUGACCUCACUAUUUGAUAGGGAUCUUCUUAAACGAAAUGUAGUUUUUGAUAAAAAAGGAAUGAAUAACAACUGCAGGAAACUGCUGAAGAUUACUAAUGAAUCUUUGAUGAACUGGAGAACAGAAAUGAAUUUUAAUAUUCUCCACUCGGAACUUGGAAAUCUCGAAGCUGAAUACAUUGACAUAAUUCUGAAAGCUCUCGAUGUAUCCAUUCCGAUUUUCAUAAAAGCAUUGGGAACGAUUGAAGAUUUCGUAGAGAAAUAUCACUCUACAGUACUCAUUCUCCCGAAAAAGCACAUAAUAGAAUUCUAUGAAACUUGUGCGGAAUCUUCAAUCACUAUAUCUCUAGUGAUUACUGUAAUUCUCACGGCUCUCUUGAUGGUCAAGUUUGAAUUCAAAAUAAUCCAAGUUUUUUUUAGAGCUCUGAUUGCUCGUAUAACAUUCAUUCAAUUGGUUCAUCAACAAGUAGAACACGAGAAUUUCGCAGCUUUCGAAAAAGUGAAUCCAUUCGAUUUGACUGAAAACGGAGCAAUUUAUUCGAUUAAUUAUGGAAACGUACUCAAAAAGGCAGUCGAACAAGAGACUACUCUAUUUCAUUUAUUGGCUGCAGAAUCAGAAUACAAUGAAAAUAGAAGGUUUAUCCCAAGAUCAAUAAAUGGGAAACUUCUCUUCAAUUCCACCAAAAAAUUCAACGCAACGAUUGAGAAAUUAGUGGAAAUAAUGAAUACGAAGUAUGAGAAAUAUGUGGAGAUUUCAUGUGAAAAAAGUCGAUUGGCUUUUGAAAAACUGGAAAAAGAAAUCGAAAAAAGUCAUUGUAGUGAGAAUAGAUCACUCGGAAUACUGAAUGAGAUGAGAACAUUACUCAACACAACCCACCACACUGCUUGCAAUCUGAAAACCAAUCCGAUCGAUAAAUCGAAAAUGAGGAGUUCUUCGUAUUCCGCGUGGGUUCAAAGUCUUUUACCUCUCAAAAAUCAAGCGUUAAUCCGAAAAACAUCAGUCGAAGAUGUCAGAAGUCCAAUGCAAGUUUAUCUGAUUUUCGAGAAUCCAUCUAGAAAAUUGCGUCCGACAAUUCUGGAAAACAUGCUACAUAUGGCUGUUUUGAUUGUUUCGAUGGCUCCAAUAUUCCUCAUUUUGGCGAUUUAUUUUAUGUGUAUUUUGCCACUUUUGAUGGGAGAUGAGGAAUCAGAAUGGGCGGAGUCGGAUUCUAGAUCGUCAAUGCUAGAAGAAUACAGAAGCAAACAUUCGAGUAAUGAGAAAAGCGGAUUGAAAAAUUAUGAUAAUUAA